AUUCGCAUCCCCGCCCGACAUCCGCCGUUCUCCCAUCUACACCCUGACAGUACGCACUCGUUGGUCGCGGAGAUCGCAAUGGCUCCCAAAAAGAACCGCUAUGUGCAAGAUCCCGCCUACAGCAUGGGUGGGAACGCGGCCCUGGGAGGUGCAGCGGCUGGCGCAGUCCCUCCCCAGCAAGACUUCCAAGCACAGUACGGGUUUCCUGCGACAACCAACGCACCAGUGCCGCAGUAUGGCGCACCGCCCCAGGGUUACCCGGUUGCUCCCCAGCAGCAGCAGGACCCGAACGCGCUGGGCCAGCAGUUCCAGUCAAUGAACCUGGGAGGACAGCCGCAGCAAUUACCGCCACAAGCUCAGCAGCCUCAGAUCCAGCUGCUACCCUCAGACUUGAUUGCAGCACCCGUCCAAGCAGUUGAAGUCGACGCUCCGCCGCCUCCUAUCGCCCUCCCCGCGAACCUCGCCGCGACUCCUUCGCCGCACGCCAACUGCCCCGCGCCGUACAUUCGCUCGACGCUCGCAAGCGUGCCAACCACCCACAGCCUCCUGAAGAAGUCGAAGCUGCCUUUCUCACUGAUUGUGCAGCCGUACACGUCUCUCCACGAAGAUGAGGCGCCGAUCCCUGUAAUCGACGACCAGGUCAUAUCGCGUUGUCGGAGAUGUAGGGCAUACAUCAACCCAUAUGUGACUUUCCUCGAUCACGGGCACCGCUGGCGUUGUAACAUGUGCAAUCUUACGAACGAUGUCCCGCAAGCAUUCGAUUGGGAUGCGGCUCAGCAGAAGAGCGUCGAUCGCUGGCAACGAAGCGAGCUCAACUACGGCGUCGUCGAAUUUGUUGCGCCCCAAGAAUACAUGGUCCGACCACCGCAGCCAUUGGUAUAUCUGUUCCUGAUUGAGGUGGGACAAGCAUCUUUGGUGAACGGACUUUGCGCAACAGUGUCCAAGAUCAUCGCAGAGGCCCUUCCACGGAUACCCAACGCAGACGGCAGGACGAGGGUUGGAUUCAUUGGUUUCGACACGAGCUUAUACUAUUUUUCAAUCCCCCGCGAUGGCAGCGAGAACAACGACCCCUCCAUGUUGGUCGUUUCCGAUCUUGACGAGCCUUUCCUCCCCACUCCCGACAACCUCCUCGUAACCCUGUCCGAAUCGAUGCAGAACGUGCAGACCUUCCUCGAAAAGCUUCCGACCAUGUUCCAGGACAACCCACAAACAGGAUCCGCCAUGGGCUCGGCCCUUCGUGCUGGUCAUAGAAUGACCGCGGCUAUCGGUGCAAAGAUUACCGUGCUUUCUUCUUCGAUACCCAACGCUGGGUUUGGGAAGCUCGAGAACAGAGAGCGGAAGGAUAUUCUGGGAACCAGUAAGGAAGGUAGUUUGUUGCAAACGCAGAACUCCUUCUACAAGAGUUUUGCAGUUGAGUGCAGUAAGAAUCAGGUCUCGAUCGACAUGUUUCUCUUCUCCAGCGCCUACCAGGAUGUCGCUUCGCUCAGCAACCUCCCGCGCUAUACCGGAGGACAAACCUAUUUCUAUCCCGGCUGGAAUGCGGCGAGACAGGAGGAUGCGAUCAAACUCGCACAGGAGUUUACAAACUACCUUAGCUCCGAAAUCGGGCUUGAGGCAGUUCUUCGUGUCCGAGCCAGCACCGGCCUCCGCAUGUCUGCUUUCUACGGCAACUUCUUCAACCGCUCCUCGGACCUCUGCGCGUUCCCGUCAUUCCCUAGGGAUCAGCAAUACAACGUCGAAGUUGCGAUUGAUGAGACUCUUACGCGGCCACAAGUCUUCCUACAAGCUGCCGUGCUUCACACAAGCUGCAAUGGCUCAAGACGGAUCCGCGUGAUGACCUUGGGACUCCCCACGACUGACAACAUCGCGAGCGUGUACGCGGGAGCCGAUGCGCAAGCUAUCACAACUUACUUCAGUCACAAGGCCGUUGAGCGAGCCCUUUCUAGUGGACUCGAUGCCGCUCGAGAUGCUCUUCAGUCAAAGGUCAUCGAGAUCCUGCAGACGUACAAGUCAAACAUUGGAGGGGGCACAGGAGGACUUACACUGCCUGGCAACCUUCGUGCUUUACCUGUGCUAUUCCUUGGUCUGAUCAAAAACGUUGGCUUGAGGAAGAGUGCCUUGAUACCCUCGGAUCUACGCGCUGCCGCUCUCUGCCUCCUUUCAACGCUACCAACCGCUCUGCUUCUUCGAUACAUAUACCCAGCAUUCCAUUCCCUUCAUGACAUGCCCGAUGACGCUGGCGUACCCGACCCUCAGACCGGCAACAUUGUCAUGCCGCCACUACUUAACCUCUCGUCCGAGCGCAUUGUACCCUACGGUCUCUACUUGCUUGACGAUGGCGUCAACCAGUUCCUGUGGGUUGGACGCGACGCAGUACCGGCGCUGUUGAUGGACGUUUUUGGUAUCGAGGACCAGUCAUUGAUUAAGCAGGGCAAGACGACCCUGCCCCUGCUCGACAACGAUUUCAGCCAGCGCAUCCACGCCGUGCUCGAGAAGGCGCGCGACCACAAGGCCAAGGGCGUGGGUAGCAUCACCGUCCCGACACUCUACGUGGUCCGGGAAAGCGGUGAGCCAACGCUCAAGCUGUGGGCACAGACGCUGCUUGUCGAGGACCGCGCAGACCAGGGUGUCAGUCUGCAGCAGUGGCUUGGCAUGCUCCGCGAGAAGGUUGUCCAGUAGGCGGACAGUAUUAUAAAGGAAGGAGCGAGGGAAGAAGAAAGAGCAGUCGUCCACCUGCUUGGGCUGACUUGAAUUGUUUGGCGACCGUGCUGAUGCGAUGACGGAUACGAAGGGUAUGAGAGGGGCGGAUGGGACGAGAUGGCGGAAUAGUCACUUGGGCCGACGUUGAAUGCAGCCCGGGCUCUGGGCACGGAGCUUAGAGGUGUUGCUAGACCUAUGCAGUUCAAUCCUAUAAUGUGCAAACAUAACGGUUCUAUAGGAAAAGAGGGGAGAGGUAGCUUUGAGCGGUUACUUGCUGAUGGCAGAU
This is a messenger RNA of Paraphaeosphaeria sporulosa, 2986 nucleotides long. Its product is annotated as Sec23/Sec24 trunk domain-containing protein. NCBI's taxonomy places the organism in Eukaryota, Fungi, Ascomycota, Dothideomycetes, Pleosporales, Didymosphaeriaceae. Bases 79 to 2679 code for a protein of 866 amino acids. The transcript has 7 exons. Gene Ontology annotation, biological process: COPII-coated vesicle cargo loading; endoplasmic reticulum to Golgi vesicle-mediated transport; intracellular protein transport. Gene Ontology annotation, cellular component: COPII vesicle coat; endoplasmic reticulum exit site. Gene Ontology annotation, molecular function: zinc ion binding; SNARE binding. The record is from RefSeq and is a predicted model, not a curated record.